UUUAUUCUGGAAUAGUUUUCGUUUGAAGCGUUACUCAUAUGGGGGAUGUGGAUUGCUAGUUGUAGCUAAAGCUACCAGUCAUGCAUUUUUAAAAGAACUUCCAGUUUCGGUCCGCAGGACGUGAUAAGCAUCACCGUUAAUCUAUAAUGAAAAUAGAAUCAAAGUAUACAUUAUUAAGUAGACGUCAUGAAUAUUAAUUAGGCGUCAGUUUCGCUUUUAACCCCCUCUUCAACCCGCCCCCCGUAUUUCCGCCAAGAUGGUUGUCGGUGCUUUUCCUAUUGCCAAGCUGCUUUAUUUAGGCGUUCGGCAGAUGAGUAAGCCGGUCGCUAACCGAAUUAAAGCGGGGGCUCGAAGAAGCGAGUUCUUCAAGAAUUAUGUCUGUCUGCCUCCGGCUCAGCUUUAUCACUGGAUCGAGAUGAGGACCAAGAUGAGGAUCAUGGGAUUCCGUGGGGCUGCAAUUAAGCCCCUAAAUGAGGAGGCUGCGGCUGACCUAGGGGCGGAGCUUGUGGGGGAGGCCAUCAUCUUCUUGGUCGGCGGGGCCUGCCUGGUUCUGGAAUACAGCAGGCAGACGGCGAACUCGCGCCGCAAGGAGGAGGAGCUGAACAAGAACAUCUCUGACCUACAGACACAACUGGGCGAAGUCAGGCUGGAAAUGGAGAUUCUAGAUACCCGGCUGAAGGAGGUCAACCGGGUGCUCAUGGCCAUACCUGCCCCCUCUGGCAAAUAGUGGAUGAAUUCCAGCAGCUUGGUAUUCAGCUGGUGCAGUACAUGUGUGGAGUUACUAUAUCUUAGUAAAGUUUUCACAUAUGGAGCUCUCUCCAGCUCUGUAAGAAGGGACAGAGGAGCACUGCCGUAAUGCUUUGGCAUGUCACAAGAAUGAAAUGUGUCCUUUUUCUGUUCCUGGCAUUAUCAGUAUUUGGUUAAUGUCCAUGCAGCGAGUUUAGACCAAUAAUUUACAUUAACUUGGUGUGAAGCCAGUUUUAACGUCAUUGUGUCAGUGUUUUGCAGUCUUGCUCACUGUAUUUCAAGGCUUCAUGUUUCUCAUCACUGUUCAAGACAUCAACAAGAUCUACGUGCCACCAGCAUGUCCUAACAUAAAUCUCACAGAAUGUCACUGAUAGUUUCACUACCUUGGCAUUCUGAUGAGUUUGUGAAGACUAUUAAAACAUCAUUGUUGAAUACUUUGGCAUGACACUUAUUUGAAAGAAAAUUACAUGCUUUCUGUAUUUUUAUGUUGGAGAUGUGCACCUGUUGAGUUGUGUAAUUUCACUGGGCUGGAUUUCUCAGUUAACCCAGGGAUCAGGUUAGUCCAUGCUAUUGGGAGUAACCAGGCCCUUAUAAAACAAGGGAAUUUGGCUUGUAACACUGGUAAUUUUGUUUUUAAAAAUCCAGCCAUUAUUAUAGGUUGUCAUCCUUUUCAAAUAUUUGUUUGGUUCAUAUACAGGUAUUGGGAUUUUAAUAUUAGGAUCUAUAUUCAAAACAUUGGCUUUUAAUUUAUGGAAUGGUGUAUGCAAAAGGUGACCUGUAAAUUAAUUAUUGUAAAAUAAAUUAUUUUUUGAUAAGU
Brienomyrus brachyistius is the source of this 1564-nucleotide messenger RNA. It is a transcript of the gene opa3, whose product is annotated as outer mitochondrial membrane lipid metabolism regulator OPA3. Gene Ontology annotation, cellular component: mitochondrion. The transcript is spliced from 2 exons. The record is from RefSeq and is a predicted model, not a curated record. Gene Ontology annotation, biological process: regulation of lipid metabolic process. The coding region runs from base 257 to 727 and encodes 156 amino acids. Lineage: Eukaryota; Metazoa; Chordata; Actinopteri; Osteoglossiformes; Mormyridae.